Molecule: messenger RNA, 1287 nt
Organism: Chrysochloris asiatica (Cape golden mole)
Lineage: Eukaryota; Metazoa; Chordata; Mammalia; Afrosoricida; Chrysochloridae
Gene: NEU3
Product: sialidase 3 (membrane sialidase)
Exons: 2
Coding region: 4-1287 (427 amino acids)
Biological process (GO): oligosaccharide catabolic process; ganglioside catabolic process
Cellular component (GO): lysosome; membrane; cytoplasm
Molecular function (GO): exo-alpha-sialidase activity
Source: RefSeq, a predicted model, not a curated record
GCCAUGGAAGAUGGGACAUCAUGUUCCUUUAGCUGCCCGCUGUUCCAGCAGGAAGACAGGAGAGGCCUCACCUACCGGAUCCCAGCCCUGCUCUACAUCCCCCCUGCCCGAACCUUCUUGGCCUUUGCAGAGAAACGCUCCACGUGCAGAGAUGAGGAUGCUCUCCACUUGGUGCUGCGGCGAGGGUCGAGGACUGGGCAGUUAGUUCAGUGGGGGCCCUUGGAGUCACUGAUGGAAGCCACAUUACCUGGACACCGGACCAUGAACCCCUGUCCUGUGUGGGAGAGGAAGAGUGGCUGUGUGUACUUGUUCUUCAUCUGUGUGCGAGACCAUGUCACCGAGCGGCAACAGAUUGUGUCAGGCAGGAACGCUGCCCGCCUCUGCUUAAUCUGUAGUAACGAUGCUGGGUGCUCAUGGAGUGAGGUGAGGGAUCUGACUGAGGAGGUCAUCGGCCCAGAGAUGAAGCACUGGGCCACAUUUGCUGUGGGCCCUGGUCAUGGCAUCCAGCUGCAGUCAGGAAGGCUGGUCAUCCCUGCAUACACCUAUUACAUCCCUUAUUGGAUCUUUUGCUUCCAGCUAUCCUGUAAAACUAAACCUCAUUCUCUGAUGAUCUACAGUGAUGACCUAGGUGCCACAUGGCAUCAUGGCAAGCUCAUUAGGCCCACGGUGACAGUGGAGUGUCAGGUGGCAGAGGUGACUGGGAGGGCUGGCCAACCCGUGCUGUACUGCAGUGCCCGGACACCAAAUAGGCAUCGGGCAGAAGCUCUAAGCACUGACCAUGGUGAAAGCUUUCAGAGAUCAGCCCUGAACUGCCAGCUUUGUGAGCCCCCACGUGGCUGCCAAGGCAGCGUGGUGAGUUUCUGGGUCCUGAAGCACGCACAUAAGUGCCAGGACCCUUGUGGCCAAGAUGUUCCCACAGUUCAGCAGAGCCCCCUACUAGAUAGCUCACUAAGACUAGAGCAGGAAGCUGGAACACUGUCAGAAUCAUGGCUCUUGUACUCACACCCAACUAAUAAAAAACGGAGGAUCAACUUCGGCAUCUACCUCAACCAGGCCCCCUUGGAGGCCACCUCCUGGUCCCGUCCCUGGAUUUUGCACUAUGGGCCCUGUGGCUACUCUGAUAUGGCUGCUGUGGAGGAGGGAUUAUUUGGCUGCUUGUUUGAGUGUGGAAUCAAGCGGGAAUGUGAGCAGAUUGCCUUCUGCCUGUUUACAGUCCAAGAUAUCCUGACUCACGUGCAGGAGGACCACACUAGUCCUGGUAGGAACCCUGAACCAGUUCAGGACUAA